Molecule: messenger RNA, 1142 nt
Organism: Prorocentrum cordatum
Lineage: Eukaryota; Dinophyceae; Prorocentrales; Prorocentraceae
Source: the annotation of a GenBank genome assembly
CGCCGCCAGCGGAGGACCAACCCGUGCCCAUGCAGGUCGAGACGCUGCAGCCCAAUGCCCCCGCACGGCAGCAGCUGCAGAGCUCGAUCGCGCAGCUCGAGAAGGCCCCCGCGGCCCUCGAGGGCCAAGGAGAUGCGGUACGGAGCCCGAUCAUGAUGCAGAUCGCGGAGAAGAAGAAGAUGCUUGGCGAGCUGGCCCCACCGAAGCCUGUGGGGAAGCGGCUAGACGGCGCCCGUGCGGCCCUGGAGCGCGCGAUCAAGCGCCACCAGGCGGCCGACGAGAGCGUCAAGCUGGCGCUGGCGGCCCAGACCGCCGCAUCGGAGGAGGUGAUGAAGCUGCGCGAGGAUGUGCGCCAGCUCGAGAUCGAGUGUGCUGCAGGGCGCGAUGCCAGCAUGCAGCCAGUCAAGCCAAACAUGGACCAGCUGGAGGCGAUCCUCGCGGCGGCGGUCGACGAGCUCAAGGCCUGCUCCACGGCCCACCCCUCGGCGAUCGACGAAGCCACGCAGCAGUCCAGGGAGUUGUUCGAGAAGUUCAAGGUGACCCUCGAGCUGGCCCACAGCGUCGAGGCGGCGCUGACGGAGCCCGCUCGGCGCAUGGAGGGCAAGCAACCUCCACAGGAUGGGACUGCUCACCCAGUGGUCCCCCCUCCCGUAAGGCGCUUGCAAGGCAAGCAGAAGCCCCUCACACACUUCGGUUUCGUGCGCAAGACGAUUUGCGACAAGCCGAAAGGCACCGUCUCGGCCUCGGGGUUCCCCAUCAGAGGCAAGGCCCGCAUCGAUUUCAUGUUCGUCCCAGUGGAGCAGUUUGACGAUGUUGAGUUCUGCCGCCUAGACUAUUCCCUCGACUUGACCAUGAAUGCAUGGGCUGGCCACAACGCUGGGGUUAUGGCUACCAAGGUUCGGUCAACGCCGUCGGAGACACGAUCGACUCCCCCGCUCAGACUCAACAAACUUCACCUGAUGGAGCCGCAUCGCGUGAGCCUUUUCCAGCAGCUGAUGUGGAUCUUCCCGCACCUCGACGGAGGCAUGCACAUCGAUGACCAUCUCGAGCUGCUGAAUACCUACGCGCGCUGGGCAGGCCGCUUUGUCUUCGGUGACCCGAAGAGGCAGCCCCGACAGAGGUGGAUUAGUGCCCACGUGUAG